This is a messenger RNA of Saprolegnia diclina VS20, 1020 nucleotides long. RefSeq lists its product as hypothetical. NCBI's taxonomy places the organism in Eukaryota, Oomycota, Saprolegniomycetes, Saprolegniales, Saprolegniaceae. The transcript has 2 exons. The coding region runs from base 36 to 971 and encodes 311 amino acids. The record is from RefSeq and is a predicted model, not a curated record.
CGAAAAUCGACUGCUUAUUUGCUGGCAGACACACAAUGGACUUGGAGGGCGCAUUCGACGACGUCAUGACGGCGCUCUUGUGCGCCGACAAGCGCGAUGUCGACGAUGUUGCACGCGUCCUAGAUAGCCUUGCGCGCUUUGUCGGCGCCGUUGAUGAGACGCUCACGGCCACGCACCGCAUGACGCUCAAGCAGGUCGGUCGCCAAUGGCUCGCGGCCGUCGAGUCGAUCUGGUACCAGUAUGGCCUCAACGACGAUGCGAAAGACCUCGAAGCGCAGUUUGAAGAGGUGCGAGGCGCGCUCGCCGCCGUCACAGACCAUCCGACCAAGACUUUAUUCGUUCACGAGUCGCUACCCCCGGUUGCACUGCGCGAGCUGAGCUUCAUGGAGGCCGGCUUUGGCUGGCAGACGUGGGGUGCGAGCCUCGUUUUGGCCCACGCGAUUGCCACCGACCAAGUCGACGUACGUGGGCGCCGAGUACUCGAGGUCGGCUGUGGCACCGGCCUCGUCGGCAUCGUUGCCGCCCUCAAAGGCGCGUCCGAAGUUGUUCUCACGGACUUUCUGCCCGAGGUCCUCCAGAAUGCCCGCUUCAACGCCGAGGCGAACGGCGUGCGCGACGUCUGCCGCGUCACCAAGCUCGACUGGCGGUCGCCAACCCUGGACGCAGACGACGACGACCAGCGUUUUGAUGUGGUAUUGGCGGCCGAUUGUUGCUACGAGAUCGAGCACGCCAAGCUCCUCCCGCCCGUGUUUCAAAAGUACCUCGCCAAGACGUCCAUUGAUGCUCGCGUGCAUUUGAUCAACGCGCUCCGAACGGGGUUUGACGCAGAGCUCAAUGCGUGGGAAGCUGCUGCCCGCAACGCGAACCUCACACUCGCGAACGUGCACACGAUUCACGACGAUAGCGCGGUGGACAAUGGCCCCGCUGCCGAGUUUCGCUACUAUCAAAUAGCCAAUCCAACGAGCACAUAGCGUUGCUUUUGUGUCAAUACAGUGUCUUUUACAGCGUUUCCACCAAACA